Messenger RNA from Saccharomyces mikatae IFO 1815, 1047 nucleotides. It is a transcript of the gene ADH1, whose product is annotated as alcohol dehydrogenase ADH1. The coding region runs from base 1 to 1047 and encodes 348 amino acids. The transcript has a single exon. Gene Ontology annotation, molecular function: oxidoreductase activity; zinc ion binding. NCBI's taxonomy places the organism in Eukaryota, Fungi, Ascomycota, Saccharomycetes, Saccharomycetales, Saccharomycetaceae. The record is from RefSeq and is a predicted model, not a curated record.
AUGUCUAUCCCAGAAACUCAAAAAGGUGUUAUCUUCUACGAAUCCCACGGUAAGUUGGAAUACAAAGAUAUUCCAGUUCCAAAGCCAAAGGCCAACGAAUUGUUGAUCAACGUUAAAUACUCUGGUGUUUGUCACACUGACUUGCACGCUUGGCACGGUGACUGGCCAUUGCCAACUAAGUUGCCUUUGGUCGGUGGUCACGAAGGUGCCGGUGUCGUUGUCGCCAUGGGUGAAAACGUCAAGGGCUGGAACAUUGGUGACUACGCCGGUAUCAAAUGGUUGAACGGUUCUUGUAUGGCCUGUGAAUACUGUGAAUUGGGUAACGAAUCCAACUGUCCUCACGCUGACUUGUCUGGUUACACCCACGACGGUUCUUUCCAACAAUAUGCUACCGCUGACGCUGUCCAAGCCGCUCACAUUCCUCAAGGUACCGACUUGGCUGAAGUCGCCCCAGUUUUGUGUGCUGGUAUCACCGUCUACAAGGCUUUGAAGUCUGCUAACUUGAUGGCCGGUCACUGGGUUGCUAUCUCCGGUGCUGCUGGUGGUCUAGGUUCUUUGGCUGUCCAAUACGCCAAGGCUAUGGGUUACAGAGUCUUGGGUAUUGACGGUGGUGAAGGUAAGGAAGAAUUAUUCAGAUCCAUCGGUGGUGAAGUCUUCAUUGACUUCACUAAGGAAAAGGACAUUGUCAACGCCGUUCUAAAGGCCACUGACGGUGGUGCUCACGGUGUCAUCAACGUUUCCGUUUCCGAAGCUGCUAUUGAAGCUUCUACCAGAUACGUUAGAGCUAACGGUACCACCGUUUUGGUUGGUAUGCCAGCUAACGCUAAGUGUUCUUCUGAUGUCUUCAACCAAGUCGUCAAGUCUAUCUCUAUUGUCGGUUCUUACGUCGGUAACAGAGCUGACACCAGAGAAGCUUUGGACUUCUUUGCUAGAGGUUUGGUCAAGUCCCCAAUCAAGGUUGUUGGCUUGUCUACCUUGCCAGAAAUUUACGAAAAGAUGGAAAAGGGUCAAAUCGUCGGUAGAUACGUUGUUGACACUGCUAAAUAA